Glycine soja is the source of this 2020-nucleotide messenger RNA. Its product is annotated as myosin-17-like. Gene Ontology annotation, biological process: vesicle transport along actin filament; actin filament organization. The coding region runs from base 992 to 1420 and encodes 142 amino acids. Gene Ontology annotation, cellular component: actin cytoskeleton; vesicle; cytoplasm. NCBI's taxonomy places the organism in Eukaryota, Viridiplantae, Streptophyta, Magnoliopsida, Fabales, Fabaceae. The record is from RefSeq and is a predicted model, not a curated record. Gene Ontology annotation, molecular function: actin filament binding; ATP binding; microfilament motor activity. The transcript has 4 exons.
AUCAUGCACCUCCCAGUUUUUAAAAACUCCAAGUUAUCCCUUCUAUCUUCUUCCUCCUUUUUCUCUUACAGCUGCAGACCAUUCCCCUUCUUCUCUUCUUCCUCUUUUUAAAAUGUCUCAUGCUUUCACACUCUAACUAGAAAGUCGUAGGUGUUGUAUUUUGGCUAUAGCCUAAGAUCAUGGUAUUUCAAAAAGAUUUUGUCGUAGGUGUUAUAUUAAGGAACUUUGAAAUAAAUUAGUAAAAGCAUGGAUUUGCAUGCAUGGGAUAGAGUUAAGUGACCAAGCUCCAAUACAAAUCUUUCAAUUUGUGUCCCUAUGCUGGCUAUGCAUGAUAAUUGGGUCUCUUAAAAACAUGGUACAGUAUUAUUUUUUAUUUUCAUCUUAAUUAAUGUAAUUUUUUAUUAUCUAAAACAUGAGAUAGUGGAACUGUCUAAUGUUCAAACUUCAGAUUUCGAAAAGGAUUUAUAUAAGCUUUUAAUCUAAUAAUUUAUUUUUCUUAUCAAUUACUAUAAUUUUAUUUAGAGUUAAUUAAGUUUUUAGUCUCUCAAUCUUUUUAGAUUUUAAUUCUUAAUCCCUAAAGAUUUUCAAGAUUUUGUAGAAUUUUCUUUCUGAACGUUAUCAACGAAUCCUCUCCUUCCCCCUCCAUAUGCCACAUAAAAUAGACACACAUUGUCAUAAAUUAAGUUAGCAAGGAGGAUUCUGUGGCAAGGGUAGGUUUACAAUAACAACUCUAUCGGUCAAUGACCUUUGAGCUCAAAUGACACUGCCCAAAUUCUUAAAGACUUGGUGUGAUUUUGGUGUUGGACACUUGAUCCUCUUAAGGCCGUUGCUUCUUGUACCUCCAAUUUGUUUUCUGCACCUUCAAGUUAUUUCCUGCACUCUUUCCGAAAUACUUUUUUUACCUUCCAUGGCCAUGUUGGAAGCCAAAAUUUGUAAUUAUUCUGAAAUAUAAUAUUACAUUCUAAAUUGAUCAUUCGAGAAGCCAAAAAAGAUGUGCUUGAAACAACAGCCUCCUCAAUCUACCAUCCCCUUUCGUUAUCAGGUUAUCGCAAAUAUCUCAGGUUUUCCCAAAGAUGAUGAAGCUCCCCCUGGAGGUGUAGAUGACAUGACAAAACUGUCAUACUUGCAUGAAACAAGAGUUCUGCACAACUUGGCAGCUAGAUAUGAACACAAUGAAAUCUAUGUACCUAAACGUAUACUGGCAAUAAACCCAUUUCGAAGGUUACCACAUCUAUAUGAUACUCACAUGAUGGAACAAUAUUAUAAAGGAGCUGCAUUUGAGUCCUCAAAUUUAAACAACAGGAGCUACAUCAAAAAACCCAAGAAGACCUUGAAUGAAAUUACAAAGGAGCUUUGCCCUGUUCUCAGGAUCAGUACAAUGUACUGGGAUGAACAACACAUUAUCCCACAAUAUCAGUGAUUGUUGCCUCUGAACGCUUUAUCUUCUUGUGGCUGUCCCCCGAAAAGUGACUCAGUGCAAUACAAAUGAUAUAUCCUUUAUUCAACUUCCAUUCAUUCAUUCAUAUAUUUAUUUAUUCAAGUUUUAACAAUAUCUUCAAAUGCACCAUGUUCUGAGCUAAUUGAAGGUUAAUAAAUUGGAGGAUUGAUAGUCAGGACUCAGGAGCAAAUACCAUUUUCUUGUCAUAACUUAUGAAUUUUGCACCUUAAAGUUGCCCUCCUGAAUGAAACUCUUUGACCUUUUCCACAUUGAUGAGAUUUUCAUGAUGGAUCUGAUUAUUCCAUUGUCGAUUUCCUUGUUCAUUUUUUAAGCAACUUUUGUACAUGACGGACAAAAAAUGUGGUGGGAGCAUCACAAGCCGUAAGGAUAUGUGUGCCAAAAUUUGCUAGUAUCUCGCAAGGCUCAAUGAAAUUAGAGAUGAAGAGAAAACUAUACCAAGAUAUCAAACUUUUCAAGACUUUGUUCCUUUUGAAGAAAUGCACACGGAAUAUGCAUUGGUAUAUUCCACUUCAAUUGCAUUUUGAGAACUAUAUAUGGGCAACACUAUGGGGUCUUCUUAAA